Bradysia coprophila is the source of this 412-nucleotide messenger RNA. RefSeq lists its product as uncharacterized. The record is from RefSeq and is a predicted model, not a curated record. Lineage: Eukaryota; Metazoa; Arthropoda; Insecta; Diptera; Sciaridae.
AUGGUGAAUCUGUACAUGAUGUUAGGCUCUUAUAACAUUGACGUCCAUUCCUUAUCCAUUCCUCCGGGAAAUGGAGGAUCAUCUAGACCAGCCUCGACGUCGGGAAAUGGUACUUCUGACAGCGGUGGAUUUAAGCCAGUUGAUUUGGUUGAUUUGAUCCCUGUUGUUGGAACAAUUAAAGUGGGUGCUGAUGCACUUGGAGCUUUCUGUAAUGGUAACGUUGGUACGGCAAAAACUGCUUUGUGUGGUAUAUAUGCAGUUGGAGAUGUUUGCAUGACUGGCGGUUUAGGAAAAGUAGCUGUAAAGGGUGGAUCACUUGUCGUUUCAAAGACUGCAGGAUAUUUAUCUCUUGGAUUUCUCGGACGAAAUUUGGGAAAAAAUUAAAGAAAUUUAUUAGUGUUUUCCAUGGUUC